ACCAGAAAUAUGUUUAAGGUGACCUGCUCUCUAUAUAGAAGAAAGUAGAGGCGCCUUUCUAUGCUUAUAUAUCUUGGUGAGUUACCAAGCAAGAUAAUAGUAAUCACUGAUCAGAGAGAAAGAGAGAAUGAGUGAGAUUAGUGAAGAGAUGAGGAGGACAGAAGUGGAGAGCAGAGAGUGGUACAUGGCCGCUUAUGCACCUGAAGGUGUUCCGACCUCCGACCAUCUCAAACUCCGCACAGUCAAAAUCUCCCUAGCUCUUGAUUCGAUCCCGGACCAACAUCUUGUCCUCGAGACUCUCUUCAUCUCCCUCGAUCCGUUCUUGCGGAGCAGAAUGACCGGCCGAGAAGACGGUCUCUGCUCUCCCCAGUACAACCUCAACGAGGUAGUUUCAGCAUUUGGGGUUGGAAAGGUAAUUAGGUCAAAGGAUAGUAACUUUGGAGAAGGGGACGUAGUGAUCUGUCCUUUCCUACCUGUUGCUGAAUAUUGUGUACUACCAUCCCAAGCAUUAACAACAAAGAUUGAUCCAGAUGCUGGUGUUCCUCUGCCUGAAUAUCUCAGUAUGCUAGGCGUACCCGGGUUUGCAGCAUGGGUGGGAAUUGAGGUGAUAGCGGGGCCCGUAAAGGCGGGGUCAAAUGUGUUCAUUUCAGCCGCAGCCGGGGCGGUGGGGAUGUAUGCAGGGCAGUUGGCCAAGAUAAAAGGGUGUAGGGUCGUCGGAAGCACCGGAUCCGAUGAGAAAGUAAAACUUUUAAAGGAGGAAUUCGGAUAUGAUGAUGCAUUCAACUACCACACAGAGUCAGAUUUUGAUGCUGCUUUGAGCAAGUACUUCCCUAAUGGAAUAGAUGUUUACCUUGAUAAUGUUGGGGGUGAGAUGCUUGAAGCUGUUCUCAACCAUGUCAACCAUCAUGCAAAGAUACCCCUUUGUGGCAUGAUAUCUGGCUACAACAAGGUUUGGAGUGAGAGAGAGGGAGUGAGGAAUCUGUUGAAUUUGAUAGGCAAAGAUGUGAAGAUGCAAGGGUACAUGGUGUUUUCAUACAUCGAUCGUUUUGGGGACUUUACGAAGGAGAUGGAGAGCCACCUAAAGCAAGGAAAGAUUGUUUCCAAGUUUAAGAUCAUUAAUGGAAUCGAGAAGUUCUUGGAGAGCCUAGGGUCACUCUUCACCAGCUCCAAUAUUGGAAAACUAGUAAUCCAAGUCAAGUAAUGCUUACAGUAUUCAAGAAUAAACGAUCAGACAACUUAGUCCACAACAACAAAAUGGAGCAAAGGUCACACAAAGAGUGUGACAUUUAGAGGUGUUGCGCGCAAUCCACACUUGUGUGACAAUUUUCCCCUCAUCUCCACUAAUACCCACCCCUUGCCACACAUAACGAAGAAUGCACACCUCUAAAGGUCACACUCAUUGUGUGGUAGUUGCUCUAUAUUGUUGUUGAGAUGUCUAAUAAUGAAAAUCUUGUUGUCAUUGGAUUGAUCCUCUUUCAUGGAUUAAUAACUAAAAACCUUUCGUGUUUAAGGAGGAUCUUCGUUUUGUUUUAGAACUUUUUUGAGUUUCAUGUUGUAAACUAUUUAAAACUUUCUUUCUGCUAGUUGUGAACUGUAGUAUUUUUCGUGCAAAAGUUGAAGCCCUUUUAUCAAUUUUACUAUAUUAAUGUAUCAUUU
Fragaria vesca subsp. vesca is the source of this 1656-nucleotide messenger RNA. Its product is annotated as NADP-dependent alkenal double bond reductase P1-like. The record is from RefSeq and is a predicted model, not a curated record. The coding region runs from base 128 to 1201 and encodes 357 amino acids. Gene Ontology annotation, molecular function: 2-alkenal reductase [NAD(P)H] activity. Lineage: Eukaryota; Viridiplantae; Streptophyta; Magnoliopsida; Rosales; Rosaceae. The transcript is spliced from 6 exons.